AUGGUAUCAGUGUUGUUGUUAAUGAACAGCUCACGUCGGGCUGGUCUUUCCAAUCCUGGAGCGAUCUUCUGCAUCUGGCUGGUUUUCCUGGUUUGCGGUGCUCCAGAGUUUUACGCGUGGCUUACCAUAGGUAGUGACCCGAGUCUAGUUGGACAGGUCGACUUUGUGCAGUACGCUUGCUACCUCGCCUUCUAUCCACUACUUCUACUGCAGUUGGUGCUCAACUGUUUCUCCGACCCAUCUACGCUUUGCGAUAGCAAGCAUUUUGAGUACGUGGAAACGCAUCCAGAGACGGCUGCUUCAUUUCCUAAUCGACAGCUUCUUUGGUGGUUUGGACCAAUGGUGUCUAAGGCUUACAAGAAGCCUCUCGAAAUCGAUGACUUGUUCGAGUUGGACGAUGAGCUGAAAUCGGAUACGCUCAUGGCGCAGUGGGAAGUAGAGUGGAACAAGGCACUAAGAGCUUACGAGAAACGGAAACAGGCCCAAUCUGCGCCGUCGAGCGACAAAUUCUUCACAGAAAAGUCGCCUCUCUUGCUUGCAAAUGGCAAGGAUUAUGGUACACAAAAGAAUGCAAACUAUCUAGACGAUCGUGAGUCGUGA
This is a messenger RNA of Cooperia oncophora, 600 nucleotides long. The record is from the annotation of a GenBank genome assembly. Lineage: Eukaryota; Metazoa; Nematoda; Chromadorea; Rhabditida; Trichostrongylidae.